AUGUCAGACUCGAUACUUUCCAACUGGUUCAAUUCAUUACCUUUAUCGGAGUAUCAACAAGCCUGGGAAACUACAGUUAGUCAUGGACAACCAAAAGUUCCAGUUACUGAACACUUAGGAGACCCAAAAUUGAAAGUUUCUACCGGUCCACUUCUUCGUUUGGUCUCCGCUUUUGAAAAUAAGUCCAAUAAUUACAGGGCAACUAUUUUGGUGGUGACAAAAGACGAUGAGAGUGAUUAUUCGAAGAACCCAACAAUUAGGUAUCAUAUUGGACCCGCUCACCGAAACGACUUGAAGGAACAUCUGCUAUCGGAUGUCAUUUCAACUGGUGAAUUUCCUGUAAUCAAGCUUCAUCAGGAGCAAGGCUACAGCUUUUGGAGAUUUUCUGUUGAGCUUGAUUUGAUUCAUUACGAACAGAGAAUUAAGUACUCUCUCAACGGUUUUAUUAACGAUAGUUAUCAAUUUUUUGUUCCAAGGAAUGACCAAAACAUGAAUGUUGUGGCAUUUUCUUGUAAUGGAUUCUCUUUAAGUACGGAUACCUCCACUUUUAAGGGUUCCUUAUGGCUAGAUGUUUUGCGAAACCAUGACAGAAAGAACUAUCAUGUGAUGAUUGGGGAGCUGAAAGCAUCAUUUGAUCAGUUCUACUUAAAUCACUAUUUACAGUGGUUUGGGUCUGGCUUCAUGUCAGGCUUGAAAGGCAGCACUUUGCAAACUGCAUUUCCAACGGCUAUGGCACAAAUUCCCUCGAUUUGCAUAUUUGACGAUCAUGAUAUUAUUGACGGAUUUGGGAGUUACUCUGAUAGGACCAUGUCUCAACCUAUCUUUAAAGGAGUUGGUAAAGCGGCAUUUAAAUAUUAUGUUCUUUUCCAACAUCAUAGCUCUAUAGAAGAGGAUCUUUCCAAGGAGCCUGGAAGAAUCCUUGGAUAUGAGCCGGGGCCCUUCAUUGACCAAAAAUCGAUUUCUCUUUUCACACGACUUGGAAAAGACAUUGCUACUAUUGGCGUUGAUUGUCGAACAGAAAGACGUUUGAAAAGAGUUAUUACUCCCGAGACGUACAAAAGAAUUUUUCUUAAACUAGAGACAGAGUUUACUGCUGCUCCCUUCCAACAUCUUUAUGUGCAAUUAGGUGUCCCUAUUGCUUAUCCUCGUUUGGUAUGGUUGGAAAAGUUGCUCGACUCUAAAUUAUUAGCUCCAAUUAAGUUUUUGGCACGGAAAGGAAUUGUUCUUAACAGUUUAGUAAAUGAGUUUGAUGGAUCCGUAGAAGUUUUGGAUGACUUGAAUGACCAUUGGUGUUCGCAUAACCACAAAAAAGAAAGAAAUUGGUUCAUAGAAAAACUUAUUGAUUUCUCCGAACGACACAAAGUUCGCAUUACCAUCAUUUCAGGCGAUGUUCACUUGUGUUGUGUUGGCAGAUUUCAUAGUCGAACUCACAUCUCUCACCCAGUGCCUUCAGAUGCUGUAAAGGAGGAGAAUAAAAACAUUUUGAAAGCUCCAGAACAUGACUCAAGACUAAUUUUCAAUGUCAUCACGUCAGCUAUUGUGAACACACCUCCACCAGAUAUGAUGGCAACCUUGUUAGACAAAAGAUCGAAAGUUCAUCAUUUUGAUUCAACUACAGAUGAGGAUAUGGUUCCAAUGUUCAUGUUAGAUAGCAAUGGAAGAAAACGAGACAAUGUUCAUUUCAUGAACAGACGCAAUUGGUGUGAGUUGAUUCCAGUCAAAAAUCUGAACAGUUCAGAUUAUAAAGUUAAAGAUAGAGUUCUUCCUGGUCCUGUAGCAAAUCAGGAUGAUGGUACCUCUGCUAACGCCUCGACUAACAAUAUUGAACAUUACACACCCUACCCUGUCACUGAGGAAGGUGUGGUAAUGUUUCUUCAUGUAGAAAAAAAUCAUGAGGAUUUAAGUGGGGCUACUUCAGAAUAUCAGCUGACUAUUCCCUCCUUGACAUAG
This is a messenger RNA of Komagataella phaffii GS115, 1950 nucleotides long. RefSeq lists its product as uncharacterized. The record is from RefSeq and is a predicted model, not a curated record. The transcript has 2 exons. The coding region runs from base 1 to 1950 and encodes 649 amino acids. Gene Ontology annotation, cellular component: membrane. Lineage: Eukaryota; Fungi; Ascomycota; Pichiomycetes; Pichiales; Pichiaceae.